Hirsutella rhossiliensis is the source of this 1338-nucleotide messenger RNA. Its product is annotated as C-type cyclin. Gene Ontology annotation, molecular function: cyclin-dependent protein serine/threonine kinase activator activity. Gene Ontology annotation, biological process: positive regulation of DNA-templated transcription, elongation; regulation of transcription by RNA polymerase II. The record is from RefSeq and is a predicted model, not a curated record. The coding region runs from base 1 to 1338 and encodes 445 amino acids. The transcript is spliced from 4 exons. Lineage: Eukaryota; Fungi; Ascomycota; Sordariomycetes; Hypocreales; Ophiocordycipitaceae. Gene Ontology annotation, cellular component: cyclin/CDK positive transcription elongation factor complex; nucleus.
AUGGCGCCUCCCAAUGGCGCCGUCGCCGCAGACGAUGCACCGCCGCCGGCGGCAGUCAACGGCGACGCCUCGGCGGCUGCCCCCCCCCGCGUCGGCCCGCACCCGGGCUUCAUCUCCAGCUCCAACCAGUACAGCGCCGAGAUCAAGCUGCGGCGCAUGCUCAAGGACAACGGCUGCGACCCGGCGCGAGAGGACACGUACCGCCUGCAGGGCGUCCAGCUCAUCGACAACGUGCGCGAGCACCUGCUGUUGCCGGUACGCACUUUCGACACGGCGUGUACCUACUUUCACAAGUUCCGCCUCAACUUUCGCGACUCCGAGUACAACUACCAAGACGCCGCGCUCGCCUCCCUCUUCGUCGCCUGCAAGGUCGAAGACACCAUCAAAAAGUCCAAAGACAUCCUCGCCGCCGCGUACAACGUCAAGAACCCGGAUAAGCCCGCGGCGCCCGAUGACAAGAUCUUCGAGUCGCCCGGCAAAGUCAUCAUCGGGCUCGAGCGCCUCAUCCUCGAGACCAUCGGCUUCGACUUCCGCACCCGCUAUCCGCAAAAGCUGCUCGUCAAGGUGGUACGCAGCAUCCUCGGCCGGUCCGCAGCCGGCAGCCGCGCCUUCUUCGCCACCGCCUACGCCAUGUGCAUCGACCUGUACAAGACAUUUGUCCCCGUCAAGCGCACCACCCUGUCCAUGGUAAUGGCCGUCGUCGAGCUGACGGCCCGCGCGCGCGGCGCCGGCGCCAAUAAUCUCGGAAACGGCGAAAACGACCUCGUCGAUCGCGUCCGCCGCUUCGCCGCUCGUCGCCGCCAGUACGACCGCGACGCCGUCGUCGAGACCAUGCUCGACCUGCUCGACCUCUACGUCCAGCACCACAAGGCCACCAAGGUCGGCGCCCUCUUCGACCUAAACACCUUCAUCGACAUCAAGAUUCGCCUCAACACCGACCUCGACGCCACCGCCUCGCCCCGCUACCUCUUCCACUGCUCCCGCUGCGAGGUCGCAGACCCGAACCCGCUCACCCCCAUCGCCCCGGGUGCCAGCCCCACGACGACGGCCGCCGCCGCCAUGGCAGCAGGCGCCUGGCCGCCCGACGCGGCCAUCCGCCGCACCGCCCGCGGCCAGGACGGCACCAUGCGCUUCGUCUUCGACCCGGAGGCCGCCGACAAGGAGCAGGCCAAGGCAGGCGAGUUCUUCAAGGACGAGUACGAGGACUACGAGGUCGAGGUCGAGGAGCCCGUGGCGCCACCGCCCCCAGACCGGGGGGACCACAGGAGGGGCGGGGGGCCGUACGGGGGGUACAGGGGCGACGGCAGACAUCAUAGGGGCCGGGGACGCUAUCACUAG